ACCUCCUCUUGUUUCGGUAACUUUCUCAAUCAAUUCCCACGUGAAAAAGGAAAAACACAACAUAACAAAACUUGUAAAUUUCACAAGUCAUUCAUAGGUCCAAACCUUGAAACUGUAAAGAGUCCUUGACCAACAGCAGACAGACACAAAAACUCAACUUCUUCGUUGUUGGCAUUAACGGCGUGAAACUACCCUUCACCUCCAUUCAAUUUAGAAUUCCUCCCACUUGCCAUCCUUUUAUUUCCAAUCACCGCGCUCUUCAUUACUCAGUUUCGCUCAGUUUUCCUUCUUUACAAUCAUUUCUGACGCUGUUUCGUAGCUCUACCAAUGGCGUCCGGUCCUGAGCAGCCCCGGCUUUCUUCUCGCCAAAAGGGGGGUUCUUCAGGUGAGCUUGGCGAUGCACAGGAGCCUCUUCUUAGUGAGGUUCACAAUUCAGAAAACUAUUCUGUUCUUGCUGCAAUACUACCGUUUCUAUUCCCAGCUCUUGGAGGACUACUAUACGGUUAUGAUAUUGGUGCCACCAGUUGUGCCACAAUCUCCGUAGAGUCGCCCACAUCAAGUGGAAUAUCAUGGUACAACUUGUCGUCUGUGGAAAUUGGUCUCAUAACUAGUGGCUCAUUAUAUGGUGCCUUGAUUGGAUCUUUGCUGGCCUUUAAUGUUGCCGACUUCUUAGGAAGAAGGAGGGAGUUGAUUUCGGCUGCUAUAUUGUAUCUUCUUGGAGCUCUAGUAACCGCAUUAGCACCUGACUUGCCUGUUAUGGUGAUUGGGCGUGUUGUAUUUGGUAUAGGAAUUGGACUGGCAAUGCAUGCUGCUCCGAUGUAUAUUGCUGAGACAGCUCCAAGUGAGAUACGUGGUCGACUGAUAUCUCUUAAAGAGUUCUUUAUAGUACUUGGGAUGGUUGGAGGGUACGGAAUUGGUAGCCUUUUAGUUGACACAGUUGCUGGUUGGCGCUAUAUGUACACAGCGGCUAUCCCUUUGGCAGUAAUUAUGGGAAUUGGAAUGUGGUGGCUACCAGCAUCACCUAGAUGGAUCCUUCUGCGUGCCAUACAGGGAAGAGGAAAUAUGCAUGAGUUAAAAGAGACUGCAAUCUCUUGCUUGUGCCGGCUUAGGGGUACAGCCAUUGGUGAUUCAGCUCCUGCACAAGUGGAUGAGAUGCUGGCUGAGCUUUCUUAUGUAGGUGAAGAGAAAGAAGCUUCAUUAGGCGAGAUGUUUCAUGGAAAAUGUUUGAAAGCCCUUGUGAUUGGUGCAGGAUUAGUGUUGUUCCAACAGAUUACAGGGCAACCAAGUGUGCUGUAUUAUGCUGCAUCGAUUUUUCAGAGUGCAGGAUUCUCUGAAGCAUCUGAUGCAACACGGGUCUCAAUUUUACUUGGUGUUUUCAAGUUGAUAAUGACUGGAGCCGCUGUUCUUGUUGUUGAUAGACUUGGGAGGAGACCUCUACUACUUGGAGGUGUUUUGGGGAUGGUCAUCUCUUUAUUCCUUUUGGGAUCAUAUUACCUUUUCUUUGAUAAUGCCCCAAUUGCCGCUGUAGUUGCACUGCUGUUGUAUGUUGGGUGUUAUCAGUUAUCGUUUGGUCCCAUUGGUUGGCUAAUGAUAUCAGAAAUUUUCCCCUUACGAUUAAGAGGGCGAGGACUCAGUAUAGCAGUGCUUGUGAAUUUUGCUGCAAAUGCGCUGGUGACAUUUGCAUUUUCCCCUCUCAAGGUAUGGCUGGGAGCUGGAAUAUUGUUUUAUGCAUUUGGAGCAAUAGCUGUGGCAUCUCUUGUGUUCAUUUUCUUCAUUGUCCCAGAGACAAAGGGGCUUACACUUGAGGAAAUUGAGGCCAAGUGCCUUUAGGGUUGGUUUUGUCCUCCUAUUCCCUUCCCUAUCACAGACGGGUUUAGCUAGAAAUCUGGUUCAUAUAUCAUCCCCUCCCCUCCAUUUUCUGAUAUGGAGGAGGGGGAGCGAAUCGGAAUAUACCAUUCUACUGUUCUGGUGUAGUCCCUCAUGAGCUUAAGUCCUAAUAUAGAGUUGACAUACCAGCAUUCAUGUCUGUUAUAUAUAUAUAUAUUAUACUUCACCUAAAUAUGACGUCACAUGUAUGAACGAAUAUUCUUUUAAAUGUAUUAUAUAUGAUGACGAUGAUAGGGGAAUUUAUUUUAUUU
This is a messenger RNA of Prunus avium (sweet cherry), 2138 nucleotides long. RefSeq names its product D-xylose-proton symporter-like 2. The record is from RefSeq and is a predicted model, not a curated record. Gene Ontology annotation, biological process: D-glucose transmembrane transport. Gene Ontology annotation, cellular component: membrane. Lineage: Eukaryota; Viridiplantae; Streptophyta; Magnoliopsida; Rosales; Rosaceae. Gene Ontology annotation, molecular function: D-glucose transmembrane transporter activity.